UAAGAGAGGCUGAGGAGCUGUGCGUCCUGCUCUCUGACCACCAGCGCAGUCUCUACAGCCUGCAGCGCGGUCCCUUCGGCUGUCAGCUCGGUCCUCUCGACCUGCACCGCGGUCUCCUGGGCCAGCAGCACCUUCUGCACCUCGGCGUCCCAACAGCGGCAUCCAGGGCAAGUCCCGCAGCCUAGCCAUGAGCUGGUUCUGGAGCUGCGGAAGAGAAGGUGAGGGUGAGGAGAAGGUGCUGCGUGAGGUCAGCAGAAGGACACACCGACAACUGAAGGAGGACAAGCGCCUCUAUCGGGCCACGCACCGCCUGCUGCUGCUGGGGCCCGUGGGAUGUGGCAAAAGCACCCUUUUCAAGCAGGCAAAGAUGCUGCUUGGGCCGAGGUUUCAUGGAGACAGCGAGCGGGCCGCUGAAGUGCAGAAGGUGAGAAACUCCCUGAAGGAAGCUAUUGAAAGCGUCCUGGUGGCCAUGAGCAGGCUGCAGCCCCCUGCGAAGCUGGCCCACCCUGAGAACCAGUUCAGAGUGGACUGCAUCCUGGGCGCCAGGGACAAGACCAGCUUCAGUUUCCCGCCCGAGUUCUUUGAGCACGCCAAGGAGCUGUGGGAGGACGAGGGCGUGCGCUCCUGCUAUGACCGCUGCACGCAGACCGGGCUGCUGGACUGCUCCCGCUACUUUCUGGACAAGAUCGAUGUCAUCAGGCAGCCCCACUACGAGCCCAGCCACCUGGAUCUCCUUCGCUGCAGUGUCCACAUUCCCGGAAUCUUUGAGACCAAGUUCCAAGUGGAUGAAGCCAACUUCCACCUGUUGUAUGCAGAUGGGCUGUACUACAUGUGCCGGGUAUGGGCCGAGUACCUCAGCAACUUGACUGCCAUCAUCUUCGUGGUGGACAGCAGCAGCUAUGACCAGAACACCACUGGGACCAACAGACUGCAGGAGGCUCUCAACAUUUUCAGGUCCCUGUGGCGCAGAUGUCCCCACCCCUUCUGUGUGCUUCUCUUCCUCAACAAGCAGGAUCUGCUGGCUGAGAAAGUCCUUGCUGGGAAGUCCAAGAUUGAGGACCACUUUCCAGAAUUUGCUCACUACACUACUCCUGAGGCUGCUGCUCCUGAGCCCGGAGAGGACCCCCGCGUGACCCGGGCCAAGUACUUCAUCUGCAGCAAGUUUCUGAACAUCGUCAAUGCUGUAGGCGGUGAGGACCGCCACUGCUAUCCUCAGUUCACCUGUGCGAUGGACAGCGAGAACAUCCAGCGGGUGUUCAGUGACUGUGCCCAGCUGCUCCAGCACGCACGUGAGGGAAAGCUGGUUUUAGACGGGAACUGUGCUUUAAUUAAAGCAUAA
Molecule: messenger RNA, 1339 nt
Organism: Octodon degus (degu)
Lineage: Eukaryota; Metazoa; Chordata; Mammalia; Rodentia; Octodontidae
Product: guanine nucleotide-binding protein G(s) subunit alpha-like
Exons: 1
Coding region: 188-1339 (383 amino acids)
Biological process (GO): sensory perception of chemical stimulus; adenylate cyclase-activating dopamine receptor signaling pathway
Cellular component (GO): heterotrimeric G-protein complex
Molecular function (GO): GTP binding; insulin-like growth factor receptor binding; beta-2 adrenergic receptor binding
Source: RefSeq, a predicted model, not a curated record